GCGUGUCUCUGACGUUCAUUUAAUCAGCAGAUUGGACGCAGGUGUCUGUUUAGCGAGAAACUUUUAACCCGGCUUUAAAAGCCAACUCAGACACUCAGAACCGAGACUACCUUUUCUAAACUUCCAAGCCACUUGUUUAGGAUGUUUUUCUGGUUUUGUGUUUUUCUUUGUGCGUCGGUUGACGGACAAAUGACCGGGGAGCCCCACAGGGUCCCGGUUAACGACACCGAGGUUUUGUCGGCGGCGCGUUUUGCUGUGGCUGAAUUCAAUGAAGUCAACGCAGGGGAGCAGUUCCUUUACAAAAUCAGGAUGAUAACAUCGGCCAAAAUUCAGGUAGUCGCGGGAAUAAACUACAUCCUGGACGUGCAGCUGGGGCGUACCGUGUGCAGGAAAAGCGGCGCUGCUGCUGACAGUGAAACAUGUGCUUUCGAGUCUAAACCAAAGGGUUACCAGUGCCACUUCGUCGUUACAGAAAUCGCCUGGAAAAACUCACGUGUUCUCUCUAAAAAUGAGUGCCACCUAAAUAAAAACUAAAAUGCUCUCAUACUGUCGUUGUUGGUGUUUCCAAGUAAAG
Molecule: messenger RNA, 574 nt
Organism: Archocentrus centrarchus (flier cichlid)
Lineage: Eukaryota; Metazoa; Chordata; Actinopteri; Cichliformes; Cichlidae
Product: cystatin-like
Exons: 3
Coding region: 142-534 (130 amino acids)
Cellular component (GO): vesicle; cytoplasm
Molecular function (GO): cysteine-type endopeptidase inhibitor activity
Source: RefSeq, a predicted model, not a curated record